Messenger RNA from Pristis pectinata (smalltooth sawfish), 1155 nucleotides. RefSeq names its product gastrin-releasing peptide receptor (gene grpr). Gene Ontology annotation, biological process: G protein-coupled receptor signaling pathway. Gene Ontology annotation, molecular function: G protein-coupled peptide receptor activity. Bases 1 to 1155 code for a protein of 384 amino acids. Lineage: Eukaryota; Metazoa; Chordata; Chondrichthyes; Rhinopristiformes; Pristidae. Gene Ontology annotation, cellular component: membrane. The record is from RefSeq and is a predicted model, not a curated record. The transcript has 3 exons.
AUGAGUGCGGGGGACUUUUCCCAAUUGGACUGGGCGUUGUUGGAGUUGAACCAGUCCCUGAACGAGAGCGGGCAGGCGGCCGAUCCCGGUGCCCAAGGCUUCCCGUUCCUGUACGCCAUCCCGGCCAUCUACGGGCUCAUCAUCCUGGUGGGACUGGUCGGCAAUGUGACCCUCAUCAAGAUCUUCUGCACUGUGAAGUCCAUGAGGAACGUGCCCAAUAUCUUCAUCACCAGCUUGGCGCUGGGCGACCUGCUGCUGCUAUUGACCUGCGCUCCGGUCGACGCCAGCAAGUACAUCACCACCGAGUGGCUUUUCGGCCGGGUCGGCUGCAAGCUCAUCGCCUUCAUCCAGCUGACCUCGGUCGGGGUGUCGGUCUUCACGCUGACGGCGCUCAGUGCGGACAGAUAUAAAGCUAUAGUCAGACCGAUGGAUAUCCAAACCACCAAUGCUCUGAUGAAAAUCUGCGUGAAAGCUGCAUUCAUCUGGGUGUUUUCAAUGCUGCUGGCUGUCCCCGAUGCUGUGUAUUCCGACCUGCAUUCUUUCAAUAACUCCGACAUCAAUAAAACUUUUAAGGCAUGUGCCCCGUACCCGCAUGGCAAUGAAUUGCAUCCUAAAAUCCACUCCAUGGCGUCCUUCCUGAUUUUCUACGUCAUCCCACUCUUCAUCAUCUCCGUGUACUAUUUCCACAUUGCCAAGAACUUGAUCAGGAGUGCUUACAAUAUUCCAGCAGAGGGCAAUCAGCACAUAUUGAGACAGAUGGAAUCCAGGAAAAGACUUGCAAAGACUGUGCUGGUGUUUGUGGGGUUCUUUGCUAUAAGCUGGCUCCCCAGUCACAUCAUCUACCUGUACCGCUCCUACCAUUACAGGCAGGUGGACACCUCCUUGGCGCACUUGGUUGGCAGCAUUUGUGCCAGGAUUCUGGCCUUCAGCAACUCCUGCAUCAAUCCCUUUGCUCUCUACCUGCUGAGCAAGACCUUCAGAAAACAAUUCAACAACAAUCUACUCUGCUGCAGGAGCCAUCUGCUCAUACGAUCAGCCAGCAUGAGCAAGAGCACCACAGCUUCACGGAUGACAUCCCUCAAGAGCACCAACCACUCAGUGGGAAGUUUCAGCCUAAUCAAUGGGAACUUUGCUCAUCAAGAAGGUUAUGUAUAG